GGCGGUGCCAAUCAAGUCUGAGAGUUCGUGAGACAACGCCAUUUUACGUGGUUAAGAGUGUUGAUUUCAUGUGGUUUUCGUAAACUUGUGGGCGAUGUCAGUGUUCGUGGAGUAGUGUUUUCAAGGAAUGGACUGUUACCUGAAUUUAUUAUACGUGCAUAUGGUACGAGAAACUGAAUCCAUGGACUGUGCUACAGGCAGUGGACUUCGACAAUGUUCUGGGUUGAGUACCUCACACGUCUCACGUCGGAACAGUUCAUCGGUGGCGGCGGCGUGGUGAGGGCGAGGGCGCGGGAUGCCGCUGCCGAAGCGCGUGGUGGAGCCGGUGCUGGUGUCGCGCGGCACCAUCCCCGAGGACUUCCCGCUGCCCUCGGAGCUCGAGGCGGCCACCAACGGCACGCUCGCCAACCUGGUGCGCCAGCUGUCCAGCCUCAGCCGGCACGCGGAAGACAUCUUCGGGGAGCUCGCGCGCGACGCCCACGGCAUCGCGGCGCGCUGCGCCAGCCUCCAGGCGCGCAUCGACCGCCUCGCCGUCAAGGUCACGCAGCUCGACUCCAACGUCGAGGAGGUUUCGUUGCAAGACACACAUUUGAGAAAAGCCUUCAAAAGUUCUGUAGUGUUUGACCAGCAAGUGGUCUCUAGGGAUACAAUGCCCACUGCAAUGAUGGAAAUGUACCAGCAAUGCGACAAGCCGCCACCUUUAGACAAACUGAACCAAUACAGGGAGGACGGAAAAGAUGGACUGAAAUUCUACACAGAUGCAAACUACUUCUUUGAUUUGUGGCGACAGGAAAUGCUGAAAGACACUGAACGUGUUAUGCAUGACCGUGGAAAAAAGCCUCACAGACCACGUGCAGAAGGUGGGGGUGGCAGACACAAGAAGAGGGUCCGCCAGCCCCACAACACAAGGGAGCGCCAGCUAAUGAUUGCUGUAGGCCAUGGGGAAUACAUCAUGCCGCAGACAAUCUACCGGUCACCUCAGCCAUUGCCACCACAACACCAGCAGCAACAAAUGCAGAUAGUGGAUGAGACUAUGCUUGUGUCUGAGCCAAGACCGCCCAGGCCCAACAGCAUUGAACUGAGGCGCACAUACCCAGAUGACGUCAACUCGUCACUUUACAAUUCCACUGGUGUCUACAGUCCACGUCAUGCACCUCCACCCCCACAUAGUCCUACGGAGCAAUACUAUCGACCAAAUUAUGUUGGAGGAUAUGAUGAAGCAACGUACCAACAGCACUACGCACAAGGGCAGACGUUGUCCAAUGAAGGCUAUCCAACCCCCAACAAUCACACCCCUAGCCGUAGCAAUGGCCCUAGAGGGGUGUCUCAGAGGCCAUCAGUGCCUCCACCAGCACCACCAAGCAACAAUUCUAGCAACAGUACACCAACUGUGUCAUCCGCUACAAAUACGCCAACACGUGGCCGCAGCACAAGCACAGGGCGAGAGACAUUGCCUCCACCUCCACCACCCCCAGUGGAUGUCCCAUUAUCACCACCCCCAAGUGCAGGCGCAUUGUCUGGAGGCGAGAGUGUUCCAGACAGUCCUGCAUUGCAGCGGGCAGUUUCACCAGAACGACCACCAUCCGAUUUGCCACCCCCGCCACCUUCACCUGAUAGACAGUUACAACCAGCCCCUCCUGUCCCGUCUCCCCCACCACCAUUACUUCCAAUACGACCUCCUUCACCGUGUGAUGUGCCACCACCCCCACCCCCGCCGCCUCCUCCGCCUGUUAUUGCUACUUCUAAUGGGUUACCAAAUGGCCCAAUCUCUCCACCACCAGUGACAACUCCUGCCCCUCCCCCUCCCAACUCACCACCCCUGCAAAAUGGUGACAUUGGGAAGUCUCCGAAUAAACAACAGAUUAUUUCCACAUCACCACCCAAGAUGUCACCACCUAAAGCUGAAAAUCAGAUCCGCGCAAAAAAUCCAAAUGUUGCUCCUGAAUGUGACCCAAGAAGUGAUCUCCUCAAAGCUAUUAGAGAUGGCAUCAAAUUGCGCAAAGUGGAGAAAAUUGAACAGAAGGAGGUAGAGCGGGUCAAUGCUCUCCAUGAUGUAGCAUCGAUCCUUGCACGGCGAGUUGCUGUAGAAUUUUCGGACUCUGACUCUGCGUCAGAGAGUGAAUAUGACAGCGAGGGUUGGGGUGAUCAAGAGACGAGUGCGUGACAUCGGCGGACUGACAGUGGUCAGUCUUACCGCCAGGAGGAUCCACCACAGGUGCCACCUCCUCCUUCACCCGCUGAAACGGCUCCAGCAGUCACCGACAAGUGAUAUCACCAUGUGGUACAGAGGCCAGCACUCUGUGGAGUGUAAUAGCUUGGCUGACUGCUCUCUUUUGAAGAAUGUACAAGUAAAAUUUGCUGAAGAUUUCUCAAGAGCCUGUAUUAAUAUUUUGAAGAUCAUCAAUUUUAUGAGGAACUGAAUAUUUUGCAAAUUUUCAGAUUUAUGAUAAACUGGCAGAUGCACAGUUAAAAAUUCAAUAUAAACUGCUUAUUCUUGAAAAUACAAAGUUUCUUCAUUGGAUGUAGAGGAUAGGGUCCUCCCUAUUAAUUUAAAAAAUAAAAUAACCAAAUGAGUCAUUGUGUUCACUUUUGUUUGUUAAUCAAAUAAAGAGAAAUAAAUAAAUGACCCUCAUAAUUGUGAUAACAAAUGAAACAGAUUGACACAAAAUGUUAAAGACUGCUUCAGCUCCUUUCUUUAUUGAAUCCAUAUCGAGUGCUGGAUUAAUGCUUGUGUAGUUCCUAACAGUAAGAAAAAUAUUCAGGAAUAAAUGAACAGUCAAUGUAUGAUCUAUUCAUAGUUCAACCCAACACGGUUCAUUUGGAUAAAUAAUUUAUGCAAGUGCGGGCUUUAGUUCACUCCCCAGAGCCGAAUAGUGAUAUUCACAAACUGGAAAGGCAUCCAAGACAUUUAGCAAAGAACGGUGACAUUUGAAAACUGAGAAACACAUUCAGAAUUGCAGAAAGCACAAUGUUUUCUCUUGUCACAAUCCCCAGUGGCUGUACAGCAUUGUUCUUGGUCGAUGAUGCAUGGAUUGUAGAGCCACUGAUUUUUAGCAGUACCAUUGCAUAUAUCCAUUUGCUCAGAACAGGAUCUUUAGUAUAUUUCCUUAAAUAUCAUAGAAAUAUACUAAUGUGCAUUGCUUUCUAACAUCUGUGAAGGAAAUGUAGUUGAGUAUGUACAUUAUGUGGUGCUAAUCACCCAGUAAGCACAAUACUUUGCCUUUUUAUUUAAUGGAAAAAUUGUACAUGUUGACUCUAAAGGUGCAAAAUUGUUUCUAAAAUUUAGUGAUAAAUAUCAAAGAAAUGGAACCAUUCGCUUGUUCAGCUUUCUACAUGUGUAUGAGAGCAGCCUAGUGCAGCAUCAGAUGUGAUGGACUGUGCUGAAAGGAACUCCAUUUCAACACCCACAGUGGAGUAGUCCUACUACACAAAGUACUACACUGUUGUAUCGAAAUAUGCAAUUAAACCAUGUGAAUAACAAAAAAACAUGGAUCACUCAGAACAGCUGUAGCAAAGUAAAAUGCUGUUUCUGAAUACCACAUAUGUGCUGUGAUUUUUAGUUUGUAUUUGUAGGUUUAUUGUGGUUAUAGAAACCAACAAAGGUUGGAUGUAGGUGUUAAUUUUGUUCCUUUCUCAUAGACCAUCACUGCCAGGCAGUGCUGCAUUUUACAGUUGAUAAAAGAAAGGUGGGUGUUGUAUCCACUAUCCUGUAUUUACUUCCUUUGUACAGUGUUCAGAUUUUGUUUGUAAUUUCCAAGGAAUUUAAUUCAUAAGAAGUUAACAGUGCUAUUAAUACUGUAAUAUUAAAAUAGAUAUAGUAAUAUUUUUCCUGACUUUUGUUAGAUUUUAUCUGCUACAUAAAACAGUUGUAAUGAAAUAUACUAUAUACUUAUAUUAAUACAAAAUGCAUGUAUGAAUAGUUGUGGAUUGUGCUUUUCCUGAACUUUGUAAUGAUUGUAGUAGUAGACACUCUGUACAAUGUAAAAAGACAUUUUGAAGCAUUAUGUACAUUAUUAAGAAAUGUAAGAUGUGCUGAUGGGGUGUGUGUGUGUGUGUGUGUGUGUGUGUGUGUGUGUGUGUGUGUUUUGUGAAGUAUUCCUGUUUGAGUGAACUGUAAGAAUAUACCAUAAAUGCUUUUUCAAAACAAAAAUUACUUUUGACUGGCUGAUUCAUGUUAGUAAAAGAUUUGAACAUUUGAGGUUUCUUUUUGGAUAUUAAUUUGGUGUUAACUUACAAAUAAUGACACUUGUAUUCAUAUUAUUCAAUAUGUGACAAAAAUCUCUACUGCUUUCCUCAAAAUAAUUUAUUUAAUUGUAGGUAGUAGAUAUAAUUCCAGCUGCACAUAUUUUGAAUUUCUGACCUAAGAAGAACUGGCCAUACUCACUUCCUGAUGCUCAGCUGUGCUCAAGUCUUUCUCAUUAUAUAUUGCUAUCAUCUGCUACAGAGAUUGUUUAUCUAGGUAUUCUCAGGUGCUUAGUUACCAUUUUUUUUUAAUACUAUCUUGUUUCCCUUAUUCGUAUUACGCUUUUAACUCUUCCAUCCAAUGCAUAUGGAUUUGUUGCAGUACCUGGUGAACUUGCCAUCUUUAUAAAAAUGUAUCAGCCAUGUCACAUUGCAAUAGUUUGGCAGUAAAAUAUAAAACUUCCAUGUUAUUAAUUGUGAUCUAUUUGUUCAAGAGUUAUGUCCUGUACUUACAUUCAGAUUUGAAAAACAAGUGUAAAAGACACAUUCAGAAUAUUGCAUGGUGUAAUUGCAGUAUUAGUGUGCCCACUGGUGCAUCUGUGCUUGGCAGUUGAAUAAAAGUAUUGAGAUAAUGUUUGUAACAUACAGUUCUUUAAUGGUGAUGUUUAUACAUCUCGAGAAUAAUAAAUAUUCUUUACUGAUA
Schistocerca serialis cubense is the source of this 4885-nucleotide messenger RNA. It is a transcript of the gene SCAR, whose product is annotated as wiskott-Aldrich syndrome protein family member 3. Lineage: Eukaryota; Metazoa; Arthropoda; Insecta; Orthoptera; Acrididae. Gene Ontology annotation, biological process: actin cytoskeleton organization; positive regulation of Arp2/3 complex-mediated actin nucleation. Gene Ontology annotation, molecular function: protein kinase A regulatory subunit binding; Arp2/3 complex binding; actin binding. Gene Ontology annotation, cellular component: SCAR complex; cytoskeleton. Bases 296 to 2164 code for a protein of 622 amino acids. The record is from RefSeq and is a predicted model, not a curated record. The transcript has 12 exons.